Messenger RNA from Myxocyprinus asiaticus (Chinese sucker), 6469 nucleotides. It is a transcript of the gene nup214, whose product is annotated as nucleoporin 214. The transcript is spliced from 36 exons. Gene Ontology annotation, biological process: protein import into nucleus; RNA export from nucleus. Bases 144 to 6197 code for a protein of 2017 amino acids. The record is from RefSeq and is a predicted model, not a curated record. NCBI's taxonomy places the organism in Eukaryota, Metazoa, Chordata, Actinopteri, Cypriniformes, Catostomidae. Gene Ontology annotation, cellular component: nuclear pore. Gene Ontology annotation, molecular function: protein binding; structural constituent of nuclear pore.
UUUAAGUUCAGCGCGGGUUCUUGCGAACAUGAAGGGAGCUUGACAUUACUAGAGUAAAUUCCUUAAAUCAUCAUUCUUCUCUUUGUUAAUUACAUAUUCACUUGUUAUUGGCCUUUAAGACACUCGAGGGAAGGUUUGUAAAGAUGGGCGAUGAUCCAGACUCCAUUCCAGAGAGAGAGAUGAAGGAUUUCCAGUUUCGUCAGAUGAAGAAGAUUCGAGUGUUUGAGUCUCCUCAAGAUCUGCCUAAAGAACGCUCCAGUCUGCUUGUGAUCUCUAACAGAUACGGCCUGACAUGCACUGCUCGAGACAAAACGCUCAAAGUGUUCCUGACUAAAGACAUCAUCUCAGCUGCACGUGUGGAGGGAAACACCAAUGACAUAGUGGAGAGUGUGAGUGCUGUGACAGUGACAGUAGAUGUGUGGAUUCAUCACAUGGCUCUGAGCAGUGAUGAGCUCACACUGUCUGUGUGUGGCACGACUGACGCCGCUGAUCUCACGCUAGACUUCUACGACGUCCGCACCUUCUUUAACAAGGUCAGACAGGACAAACGUCCCUUCGCGUCCUUCAGACCGGUGGUCUCAUCAGGUGUCCUCGUCCAGGAUCUGAAGUGGAGUCCAGUGGAGGCGUCUCGUCUGGCCAUGUGUCUGUCUGAUGGCAGUAUGAUGGUGCUGGAUGUGCAGGACUCAGUGAAUGUGGUCGCGCAGCUGCCUGCGUCUGCAGGAAUCACCUGCGUGUGCUGGAGUCCCAAAGGCAAGCAGGUGUCUGCUGGGAAACAUGAUGCUACAGUAGUUCAGUUCACUCCUAUGUUACAGGCUAAGAAGGUGAUUCCCUGUCCCAGCUUCUACAUUCAGGACAACCCCGUGAAAGUGCUUGAUGUGUUGUGGUUGAGCACGUAUAACUUUGUGGUGGCGUACGUGGCGGCCAACGGAUCGCCAGAGACACCACCUGACCUGGUGGUCGUGUCACUUCCUAAAAAGGAUGAGAAGAGAGAUGAAUGCUAUCUGAACUUUAAUGACGUGGUGUAUGGCACCUGUACAGAGAGACAGCAUCACUACUUCCUGUGUCAUAUAGAGGACUGGGAUCUGGUGUUAGCUGCUUCAGCCGCUGCUAUUGAGGUCGGCAUCAUCGCCAAACAAGAGGACAAGGUGAACUGGGAGCUGUGGCUGCUAGAAGACGCCAGUAGAGCGGAGCUGCCUGUCACAGAAAACAGUGAUGACACAUUUCCUGUGGGUGUGGCUAUAGAUUACACCAGUCAGGAGGAGAUUCAGCUGUCUGAUGAGAAGAGUUGUCCUCCGGCACCGACGCUGAUGCUGCUGUGUACAGAUGGCGUUCUGUGUCCGUUCUCUUUACUCAACCUGAACCGCGGGGCUAAACAGCUGACUGUGAGUGCCAUUGAGCUUUCUGUGGAGGGAGAGAGACCGCCGCCUGCCAAGUCGACCUUCUCAGCUCCUGCUCUGUCUGUAGCCACACCAGUCUUCUCAUCUUUCCCAGCAUCCUCUAACACAGCGCCACCCCAAUCCACCUUUUCCUUCACGGCCCCGCCACCAGCCUCCACCUCCUCUGUGAUCCUGCCCUCUGCAGCAGCAGCUCUGCCCGCAGCUCUCUCCUCUCUUUCUCCUCUGGGCUCCUCGGCUCCUUCGGUCUUCUCCCUGAACUCCACAGCGGGUAGUUUCUCCUUCAGCGCACCCAAACCCUCCUCAGACACUCCGGGAGCUUCGGCCUUCUCCUUCAGUUCCUCCUUGCUAAAGGAGGCGAGCGGUGCUCCCGUUUCCACUCCGCAGUGCCUGGCUAUGGGGUCUCCCGUAAUCAGCAGCUCCAAAACCCUCGCAGAGCCUGCCACACUCCCCGUCAGAAUGAACCUCACCGACAGGUUUUUCUCAGUGGAGACUCCAGCAUCGGUCUCAUCUGCUGCCCAGCCGUUUUCUCUGACUUCCACACCCAAACCAUCAUCAUCAUCAGAGCCCAGCAGUCAGACAGCAGCACUAAUCAACAUCAGCAAACCAGCUGCUCCUGCAGUGAUUUUACGGCCCGCUCAGGUCACUGUUCCUCCAGCUGCUGGGCAGAAAACAUCCGCAGUCCUCCCACCUGCAUCCAGCACUGCAUCUGCGCAGGCCAUGUCUGUGAAAGCUCUGGAGAAAAAUCUACUGCAAAAGAAAGACUUUGAUCCUGUCAUGACUGGAAUCUUGGAGGAGAUCGGACACUUCCACAAAGAGUUGGACGAGCUGAAGUCUCGCUGUAGGAAUGCCGAUUUCAGGGUGGGCAGCACAGAUGAGAUGAGAGAUCUGAGGAAAGACUCUGAGCACCUGCACGACUUUACACAGGAGAUCAAAGACACCACUGAGUCUCUGCAUGGAGACAUCAGCGUGCUGAAGACCAGUCUGCUGGAGGGUUUUGCUGGCACUGAAGAAGCCAGAGGUCAGAAUGAACUCAACAGAGAUAAAGAUUACCUUCAACUGCUUUACAAGAAACCACUGGACCCUCGCAGAGAGGAACAACUCAAGGUUCAAUCACAUCACACUCAGACAUCACUGGAAACACACCCUGAACAACACUGUAGAACAACAAUAUUCCAGGAGAUCCGGCGGUUGUACCAGUAUGUGAAGUUUGCCAUGGAGGACGUGAAUGAUGUUUUAGAUCUGGAGUGGGAGAAACAUCUGGAGAAGAAGCAGAGGCAUAUGAUAGUGCCUGAGAGAGAAGCACUGUUCACCGCGCUCUCUAAUAACCUGGACAUCAUUAACCAGCAGAAACAGCGUUUAGAUCAGCUGACCAGCGACUUGCACAAACUCAAACUCUACAGACGUUCAGCAGUGUGGAGUUACCCCAGCCAGACCCCCUCAACACCCUCAAUACUGAGUCUGGACAGUGAACUGGAGAUUUUGAAAGAUGCUCUUCUGAAGGCCAGUCUGGAUACAGCACCCAAAGCUCCUGCAAAAUCACCAUCUAAGAUGACUCCAGCCAAGCAGUCUCAACUGAGGAACUUCCUGUCAAAGAGACUGACUCCUCCGGUGCGGUCUACAGCUCCUGUGAAUCUGUCUCGCUCAGCGUUCCUGUCCCCUCAGUUCUAUGAAGAUCUGGAUGAGGUGAGCUCCAGCUCAUCUCUCUCUCAGCCUCUGGAGCCCGAUGUCACACUGGCGGUGGCGGAGAAAGAGGAGGAGCCAGGACCCGUCCCAGUGCUAUCUGUCCCAUGUCACCCAGCUGUGGUGCGCAUGCCCUCCAUACAGCCAGGCUUCAGUAUGCAGUCCACUCUAUUCAGCAGAAUCCAGACCGGCCCCAUACCAGUCAUCAGCCCUGCUCCUAAGAUAAACAUGGACAGUGCCGACAGCACAGCGUUCGCCACGAAAACAGUGAAACAUGGAGCCCCGCCCACAGAGAAGACCACGCCCACCACUAUCCCAGCCCCUCAGGCUGCAGGAAGAUCUGCCCUCAGUAGACACAUGACCAGCCAGAAAACAGGAGCGUCUCUGACAGAGUCCACACUGAAGACAGUUCUUCAGGUGGUGAACACUCAGGAACUGGAGGAUAAAGGUCCUCCCAUCCCUGUGUCCAGCAUCAUCAGCUCAUCUGUUCCAGCACCUGCAGCUCAGGUUGUUCAGCAGGUUCUGGCUACUGUGGAGGCCAAUAAAAAUUCCUUUCAGGGAGCGUUAAAGGUUUCAGCAACGCUGGCAGGGGUGGAUCCAGCCGCAGCAGCAAAUUUUGUGAUUGGAGGAACAGGUAAACAUGAAGCAGGUGGUGCUUCAUCUGUCAGUGAGCAAAACUCAAAGACUUUCUCAUUCUCUGCACCAUCAUCAGGGUUCAGUUUUAUGAGAACUUCUGAAUCACAGGAUGCUAGUAACACUCAAGCCAAGAUUUCUGGCCUGCCAGGCAAGUUCUCGUUUGCCAGCAGUACAGGACCAAAGAUGCCAUUUGUAUCAGCAGGAUCUGAGGAGCCUUUUUCCUUCACUCCUAAAUUGGCAUCUUCUGCACAGAUCACUAACUCAUCCACGCCGCUUCCUGAUGUGGCUGAGCCCGCUAAACUCCCUCAGGCUCCUAAAGCCCAGGGCAUUGCUGGAGAGACUCUCGGCUGCUUCUCUGGCUUACGAGUGGGCCAAAGUGAUGAAGUAAAGGAAGCCCCCAAACCCGCCUUGAGUUUAAGCCUUGGACCACCUGGUAAUGGAUCAACUGGAUUCUUGUUCAGUUCUGCUCAAAUGAAGCCUGCAGUAAGUGCAAGUUCAUCUGAACCAGCAGGUGCUACAGCAGAGGUUCCAAAGACUACUACACCACAAGGACUCAGCACAUCUGCAUUCGCGUUUAAACCACAGGAGGGAACAACUUCAACAAAAACAACUUUCUCGAUUCUGCAGACAUCCUCCAUUCCAUCAGCCACCACCUCGUUUGGUAGUCUUCUCCGAGCACCCCUCCCAGAAACUACAACAAUUGUCCCAGCAAAGUCCCUACUGCCAGAGGCUUCUUUGUCAGUUGAACCGGUUCCCUCCGAUGAGGCUGAGGCUAAGGAACCUCCAGCAGAACCAAGUCCUGAACCCCCAGCAGUAGGAACCCUAUCAAUCGUGUCUGCAGCUGAAGGUGCCACUCCCUCCAAACCCGCCAGUACUGACACCACUGUGGCACCUUCAAACAAGCCCCCAACGCCUCCCACACCUGCCCCUGAGGUUGCGCCUCCACCUCCACCUUACGUUAUCCCACCAGCCGAGGCAACGUCUGUCACCGAACCCCCUGCUGCAGAAACUGUCUCUGAUCCUGCACCUGAGGGCACCAACACUUCCAAUCCCGCACACAUCCCUGCUCCCCAAGAGGCCCCAGCAACCACCUCAUCUUCAGCUCCAACGUCAGACACACCAGGUUUAAUUUUUGCCCCACCAUCGAGUGCCACAGAGAGUUUAAUGCUGGGAGCCAACAAUCUCGCCAGUACAGUGGCUUCCUCCACCCCGUCAACCACAACAGUGACCAGUACCACCAGCGCGGCUCCUACCCCCGUGUUUGGCCAGGCCCCUUCCACCGCUCCAACCACAGCAUUUGGAUCUACAGCCUUUGGUCCUAAUUCUACCACCUCUGGUUUUGGCAAACCGGCAUUUGGACAGAGUCCUAGUGCUGGUUUCGGGCAACCUGCUGCCUCUGGCUCUGCUAGCGGCUUCACGUUUGGUCAGCCGUCAUUUAGUGCUGGCUCUGGAUUCGGACAGCCGACCACUGCCGCCACCACUUCUGUCACCAGCAGUGGAGGAGGACUCUUUGGGUCCUCAAGUGCCAACAGUGCCAGUUCCUUCUCAUUUGUAGCCAGCGCCACCAGUUCUGCAGCCAGCACUGGCACUGGACUUUUUGGCCAGAGCAGCGCUCCUGUCUUUGGACAGCCCGUCUCAGACUUUGGGCAGGGCUUGGUGUUUGGUAGCAGCACAACAACGGCACCCUCCUCUGGAUUCGGCUUUGGACAACAGUCAGCGUUUGGCAGCAGCGCCCCGUCCUCAUCGGUGUUUGGUCAGCAGUCCAGCAGUGCUGGUGUGUUUGGACAGGCUCCGUCCGGUGGAGGUCUGUUCGGCUCAGCCGCUGUGAACGCUCCAUCAGGAUCAGGGUUUUUCAGCGGUCUCGGUGGUAAACCCAAUGAAGACGCCGCCAACAAAAACCCUUUUGGAGCGACUGUUACGGGAGGAUUCGGCCAGUCCAUCAAUACAGGUUCAUCUAACUUGUUUGGUAACAGCGCCGCUGAAGGCUUCAGUUUCAGCAGCAGUUCCUUUGGCAAUCAGAAGCCCAGCGGCUUGUUCAGUACCGGCGGAGGGUCUGUAGCCGCUCAGGGCUUUGGAUCAUUCUCAACACCCACCAAACCAGGUGGUUUUGGGAGCGUGCCGGUGUUCAGCAGUCCUCCUACCUUUGGUGGCUCUCCGGCGUUUGGAGGAACGGCGAGUUUUGGCUCCGCCCCGUCCUUCAGCAGUCCGCUGGGCUCGUCCUCAGGGAAGGUGUUUGGAGAGGGCACUGCGGCCGCAAAUGUUGGGGGAUUUGGGUUUGCAUCUCCUAGCGCACCAUCAUUUGGCAGUCUAGCCAGUCAGAAUUCAGCACCGUCAUUCGGCAGCAUAGCACAACAGCAGCCAUCAGGGUUUGGAGCCCCGAGCAGCGGUUUCUCUGGCUUUGGAUCUUCUGGUGGUUUUGGAGGUUUUGGAAACACCAAUGCCAACCAAUCGUCGCCUCAAACGUUCAGCAGUUGGAGAAGUUAAAAAAACUCCUGAAUUCAGUCACUUUCUCUUUUACAUUUCUUAAAGGAGAAAUAUUGAAAUCAUUGAGGAUUUGAUUUGAUUCGUGUGCACAAUUUUACAUUUUAAAUGCAAUAUUCAUAGCAGCGAGGUUUCAUAUUUUUAAUGUGUGCUGAUGAUCUGCUGCAGAUUCAUCUGAUGUAAUGAAACAAGUUUUAUUUCUGCUGUCACACAGUGUUCAUUAGGUUUGUUCUGUUUUAACAUGCAAAAUGAGAAAUAAACUCAAAUGCUGUUGA